Molecule: messenger RNA, 2871 nt
Organism: Sphaerodactylus townsendi
Lineage: Eukaryota; Metazoa; Chordata; Lepidosauria; Squamata; Sphaerodactylidae
Gene: INTS9
Product: integrator complex subunit 9
Exons: 17
Coding region: 66-2075 (669 amino acids)
Biological process (GO): snRNA processing
Cellular component (GO): integrator complex
Source: RefSeq, a predicted model, not a curated record
CGCGGGAGAGGCUUAGGGCAGGAAGGAGGAGAGGAAUGAUCGCAGUAAAUAGAGCCGGGUAAAGCAUGAAGCUGUACUGCUUGUCCGGGCAUCCAACUUUACCAUGCAACGUGCUCAAGUUCAAAUCUACCACCAUCAUGCUAGACUGUGGACUGGAUAUGACCUCCACACUCAACUUUCUUCCCCUGCCGCUGGUCCAGAGCCCCAGGCUAUCCAAACUCCCAGGUUGGGUCUUAAAAGACGGAAGCACUUUCCUAGACAAGGAGCUGAAGGACUGUUCAGGUCACGCGUUCGUGGAUUCUGUUCCUGAGUUUUGUUUGCCAGAGAUGGAACUAAUAGAUCUGUCCACCGUGGACGUGAUUCUGAUCUCCAACUACCACUGCAUGAUGGCUUUGCCUUACAUCACAGAACAUACAGGGUUCACUGGUACGGUGUAUGCCACAGAGCCGACUGUUCAAAUUGGCAGGCUUCUAAUGGAGGAGCUGGUGAAUUUUAUUGAACGGGUGCCAAAGGCUCAGUCUGCCUCCAUGUGGAAGAACAAGGAAGUGCAGAGAUUGCUGCCUGCCCCUUUGAAGGAUGCCGUUGAAGUGGCGACAUGGAGGAGGUGCUACAGCAUGCAGGAAGUGAACUCGGCACUCAGCAAGAUCCAGCUGGUUGGGUACUCCCAGAAAAUAGAGCUUUUUGGUGCUGUUCAAGUGUCCCCUCUCAGUUCCGGAUAUGCACUCGGCAGUUCCAACUGGAUCAUCCAGUCGCAUUACGAGAAGGUGUCCUAUGUCUCAGGAUCCUCACUCCUUACUACGCAUCCGCAGCCCAUGGAUCAAGCUUCUCUUAAAAACAGCGAUGUUCUUGUCCUGACUGGACUCACCCAGAUUCCAACCGCCAAUCCGGACGGCAUGGUGGGGGAAUUCUGCAGUAGCCUUGCGAUGACAGUUCGGAAUGGCGGAAAUGUUCUGGUUCCCUGCUACCCCUCUGGAGUGAUCUACGACCUUCUGGAAUGUCUGUACCAGUAUAUCGACUCUGCAGGUCUUUCCAACGUUCCCUUCUACUUCAUCUCCCCGGUCGCCAACAGCUCGCUUGAAUUUUCCCAGAUCUUUGCUGAAUGGGUUAUCGUGAGGAUGAAGGAGGUGAUUGCUGCAAUAAAAAUUCCUGAGGAAGAAGUGUCUCUGGUUGCUAACCGCCCUCUUUUCACCCAGCUCAUUCAGACGAACAAGUUGAAGCAUUACCCCAGCAUCCAUGGAGACUUCAGCAAUGACUUCAAGCAGCCUUGUGUGGUGUUCACGGGCCACCCUUCCCUUCGGUUUGGGGAUGUGGUGCACUUCAUGGAACUGUGGGGAAAAUCCAGCCUCAACACAGUGAUAUUUACAGAGCCUGACUUUUCCUACCUGGAUGCACUAGGACCUUACCAGCCGCUGGCUAUGAAGUGUGUUUACUGUCCCAUAGACACCAGGUUGAAUUUCAUUCAGGUGUCCAAGUUACUCAAGGAAGUACAGCCUCUUCAUGUGGUUUGCCCAGAGCAGUACACUCAACCCCCACCAACCCAGUCCCAUCGCACGGACUUGAUGAUCGACUGCCUACCCUCUCCCAUGUCCUACCGCCGAGCUGAGGUGCUGACCCUUCCAUUCAAGCGCCGCUACGAGAAGAUUGAAAUCACGCCAGAGCUUGCGGAUUCACUGGUGCCCACAGAGAUGAAGCCAGGCAUUUCCCUAGCAACCGUUACUGCUGUUUUGCAUACUAAAGACAACAAGCAUGUACUUCAGCUCCCUCCAAAGCUGCCUCAGCCCCAGACUGGCAAGAAAAGGAAGAGGGUGACAGAUGACGUGCCGGAACUGAGAGCCAUCAAGCCUCUGCUCAGCGGCUCCAUUCCGGUGGACCAGUUGGUACAAACUCUGGAGAAGCAUGGCUUCAGUGACGUAAAGGUAGAAGACACCCCAAAGGGACACAUCGUGCUGUUUCAAGACGUAGAAACACUCAUUCGGAUUGAGGAGGAUUCCACCCACAUCAUGUGUGAAAGCGAUGAUGAGGCGUUAAGGGUUAAGCUGCAGGACUUGAUCCUCAAAUUUCUGCAGAAAUUCUAAGACUGUCUGUGCUAAAGUCUCUCCUCUUAAAAGAGGAGGAAAAACCAACAUGGAUGGAAACUGUCCUUAGUCUGGGCCGAGACAGAAGAACACCCACUGCCAGGGAAAAACCUUGUACAGCUGAUCAUCUUCCUUUUGCAAGAAAUCACCACACUGUUGCCCUCUGCUUUACUAGCAGAGACUUCUGGGCCUCUGCACUCCCAGGUAUAGUUCAGCCGGAGCCGCUUUCACCAUCUUGAAGCUAUGUGAAGCUUCACAAGCAGCUCCAGUUAAGUGGUUUUUUCCCCAUUGUCCUGUAAAAGAUGCAGGAGCCUCAAUCAAGAAAAUGUGGUUUCCCCUUCUCAGGAGUCUUGCCUCUGCAAACAGAGGAGGAGCCCCCAGGGGCCAGGUCGUUAUUGAUGCCUGCAGCUUGGAGAUUAGACACAUCGCUGUCAAAGGGCUUCUGAAGUUUGGUUCCAAAUGCGCACGCACAUUUUCAAAAUGCCCCCAGACCUUUUGAAUAUUUGGGACGUGAUGGAAAAGCCAUGGCGGCCAGGAGUGCCUAUCGAUUGCAUUUCCUGUUUUGUCUUUCCUCCCCUUUCCUGUCUGAAAUGCUGGAGAGGUUUUAAAGCAUUGUUUUUCCGUUCACAGCAAAUGGUCAAUAAUAUUUUUAAGACAUGUCUUGCUUUAGUCUGGACUGCAUUUCUCUUUUCAUUUCCUUACCAUUUUCAGCUUUUAAAUGGUGAUUGUUGUUUAUAAAAAAAAAACUUGGAGGCCUGCUCAUAGCUGAACAAAUAAAAAGCCCUAUUUUAAUAAA